Indicator indicator is the source of this 3031-nucleotide messenger RNA. It is a transcript of the gene PIK3C3, whose product is annotated as phosphatidylinositol 3-kinase catalytic subunit type 3. NCBI's taxonomy places the organism in Eukaryota, Metazoa, Chordata, Aves, Piciformes, Indicatoridae. The transcript has 25 exons. The record is from RefSeq and is a predicted model, not a curated record. Gene Ontology annotation, cellular component: phosphatidylinositol 3-kinase complex, class III, type I; phosphatidylinositol 3-kinase complex, class III, type II; cytoplasm. Gene Ontology annotation, molecular function: 1-phosphatidylinositol-3-kinase activity. Gene Ontology annotation, biological process: endocytosis; phosphatidylinositol-3-phosphate biosynthetic process; autophagosome assembly. The coding region runs from base 26 to 2686 and encodes 886 amino acids.
UGGCCGGCAGGAAUUGUCGGCAGCCAUGGGCGAGACCGAGAAGCUUUAUUAUGUUUAUAGCUGUGAUCUGGACAUCAACGUGCAGCUGAAGAUAGGAAGUCUGGAAGGGAAAAGAGAACAGAAGAGUUACAAAGCUCUCUUGGAAGAUCCAAUGCUCAAGUUCUCAGGACUGUAUCAAGAAACUUGUUCUGACUUGUAUGUAACUUGUCAGGUGUUUGCAGAAGGGAAGCCUCUUGCUCUUCCAGUUAGAACUUCCUACAAAGCUUUUAGCACUAGAUGGAACUGGAAUGAGUGGCUGAAACUGCCUGUGAAGUAUCCAGACCUGCCUCGCAAUGCACAGGUGGCUUUGACCAUCUGGGAUGUAUAUGGACCUGGUAAAGCAGUUCCUGUGGGAGGAACAACAGUCUCACUCUUUGGGAAAUAUGGUAUGUUUCGUCAAGGAAUGCAUGAUUUGAAAGUUUGGCCCAAUGUAGAAGCUGAUGGCUCAGAGCCCACCAAAACUCCUGGAAGAACCAGCAGCACAGUCUCUGAAGAUCAAAUGAGCCGCUUGGCAAAGCUCACCAAAUCUCAUCGGCAAGGUCACAUGGUGAAAGUGGACUGGCUGGACAGACUGACUUUCAGAGAAAUAGAAAUGAUCAAUGAGAGGGAAAAACGAAGUUCCAAUUUUAUGUACCUGAUGAUCGAAUUCCGUUGUGUCAAGUGUGAUGAUAAAGAAUAUGGAAUAGUUUACUAUGAAAAGGAUGGUGAUGAGUCAUCUCCAAUUUCAUCAAGUUCUGAAAUUGUUAAGAUUCCAGAUCCCCAGAUGUCUAUGGAGAAUUUAGUAGAAAGCAAACAUCACAAGCUUGCUCGAAGUUUAAGAAGCGGACCUUCUGAUCAUGAUCUGAAGCCUAAUGCAGCUACACGAGAUCAGCUGAAUAUCAUUGUGAGUUAUCCACCAACAAAGCAGCUAACAUACGAGGAACAGGAUUUAGUGUGGAAGUUCAGAUACUACCUUACUAACCAGGAAAAGGCCUUGACAAAAUUCUUAAAAUGUGUCAACUGGGACCUACCACAAGAGGCAAAGCAAGCACUUGAACUCCUGGGCAAGUGGAAGCCCAUGGAUGUGGAAGAUUCUCUGGAACUUUUGUCAUCUCAAUUCACUAACCCAACGGUUCGGCGCUAUGCUGUUGCCAGGCUUCAGCAGGCUGAUGAUGAGGAUUUACUGAUGUACCUGCUACAGUUAGUCCAGGCAUUGAAAUAUGAAAACUUUGAUGACAUAAAGAAUGGAUUGGAACCUAGCAAGCGGGACAGUCAGGGUUCAAUGGCAGAAAGUAUGACAACAUCUGGAACUAAUAGUGCAGAAAUAGACAGUUCCCAGAUCAUGAGUCCUAAUCCACCUGUUUCCUCACCACCUCUUAGUUCUAAGACAAAGGAGUUUGCAGAGAAUGAAAACCUUGAUCAAGACCUUUGUACUUUCUUGAUAUCACGAGCAUGCAAAAAUUCCACGUUGGCAAACUACUUGUACUGGUAUGUAAUAGUGGAGUGUGAAGACCAAGACACUCAGCAGAGAGAUCCAAAGACUCAUGAAAUGUACUUAAAUGUGAUGAGAAGAUUUAGUCAGGCUUUGCUGAAGGGUGAUAAGUCUGUCAGAGUUAUGCGUUCAUUGUUGGCAGCCCAGCAGACAUUUGUAGAUCGACUGGUUCACGUAAUGAAAGCAGUGCAGCGUGAAAGUGGAAAUCGUAAGAAGAAGAAUGAGAGGCUUCAGGCACUGUUAGCAGAUAAUGAAAAGAUGAAUUUAGCAGAUAUGGAACUUAUACCACUUCCUUUGGAACCUCAGGUGAAGAUUAAAGGGAUAAUCCCUGAGAAAGCUAUACUCUUCAAGAGUGCCUUAAUGCCUGCUCAGUUAUUCUUCAAGACGGAAGACGGAGGGAAGUACCCUGUAAUUUUUAAGCAUGGUGAUGAUUUACGUCAAGAUCAACUUAUUCUUCAGAUUAUUUCUCUCAUGGAUAAGCUGUUAAGAAAAGAGAACUUAGAUUUGAAGCUCACACCCUAUAAAGUGCUGGCAACUAGCACAAAACAUGGCUUCAUGCAGUUUAUUCAGUCAGUACCAGUUGCAGAAGUUCUUGCUACUGAGGAAAGUAUACAGAACUUUUUUAGAAAACAUGCACCUAGUGAAACAGGCCCUCAUGGAAUAAGUGCAGAAGUGAUGGACACAUAUGUGAAGAGCUGUGCUGGCUACUGUGUAAUCACUUACAUCCUUGGAGUUGGAGACAGACAUCUGGAUAAUCUUUUGCUAACAAAAACAGGUAAACUGUUUCAUAUUGACUUUGGCUAUAUUUUGGGUCGGGACCCUAAGCCUCUACCUCCCCCAAUGAAGCUGAAUAAGGAGAUGGUGGAAGGUAUGGGAGGCACGCAGAGUGAACAGUACCAGGAAUUCCGUAAGCAGUGCUAUACAGCCUUUCUUCAUCUCCGCAGGUACUCCAACCUGAUCUUGAACUUAUUUUCUCUUAUGGUGGAUGCCAACAUACCAGAUAUUGCUCUCGAACCUGACAAGACUGUAAAAAAGGUGCAAGACAAGUUUCGUUUGGACCUGUCUGAUGAAGAAGCUGUGCAUUACAUGCAGAGUCUAAUUGAUGAAAGUGUCCAUGCCCUCUUUGCAGCUGUGGUGGAGCAGAUACACAAAUUUGCACAGUAUUGGAGAAAAUAAACCUUUUGCCUGCCUAUGGUGGAAACAAGCAAAUGCUCAAGAGACUUUCUCAAUCCCUUGUGGACUUCACAAGCAGUUUUGAAAGGCAAAAGCUGCAGGUCUGAUAACGUGAAAAACUGAGUUCUCGGGAGCUUUCUGAGUCUUUCUGAAACCUCACUGAAGCUUUCAAAACAACCAUUUUUUAAAAGAAAAUGGUUUUUUAUACUGUCUUUGGAGCUCAGAUGCUGCGGAAUUUCUUUUCACUGAAAACAUUCAAGCUUCAAAGGUUGUAGUAAGCAACUUCCUCUCAAGCCAAAGAUAACUGGAAGAGGUUGGAUUUGAUGGUAAAUUCUUGUACCUAUUAAU